AUGAGUAGCUGGAGCGGGAGAUCACAGAGGAGGAAAUUUGCUGCGCCAUCACACAGAUGGGUGGCCAAAAAGCUCCGGGAUCGGACAGUUUGCCAGCUUGGUUUGACCAUGAUAAUUGAUCCAUCAUUGGGGAGGAGGUUUGAUUUGGCGUAUUGGGAAUGGAAAUUCAGUGUCUAUUUGGGGGGUAAAUGGAUUCCAUAUCCCUCUACUUAUUCUAUACAGUCUCCUUGCCGAAUAUUACAAAGAGAUGCAAAGGUUAGUGAGUUGAUUGAACCAACUUCUUCAAGGUGGAACAUUCCUCUUAUCAGGGAGAUAUUUUGGGAAGAAGAAGCUGAUUUGAUAUGUGGGUUACCGUUGAGCAGAUAUAACAUGCAAGAUAGGUUGAUAUGGAAAUGUACAAGCUCGGGCGAAUUUUCGGUUAGAAGCGCAUACCACCUAGAGCUUGAGAGAAAUGCAGCAAACUACGGUGGAGGAUCCAAACAAUCAGAUUAUAAUGCCAUCUGGAAGAAUAUAUGGAAUUUAACGGUGUCCAACGCCACCAAGGUUUUCAUAUGGAGGGCUUGUAGUAAUAUCCUUCCCACAAAAGAAAACCUCAAAAAUAGAGGGGUGUUGGAGGAUGCAAUUUGCAUUUUAUGCACUAGAGAAGUUGAAACGAUUGCCCAUGCACUAUGGCACUGCCCCGCGGCUCAAGAUGUUUGGAGAAUAAGUGCACACUCUCUGCAGAAAAACGCUAUAUGGAAGAGGAGAAAUGAAGUAACUCAUGGUGGCUUAUUCAAGCACCCAGUACAGAUAGCCCAGGACGCCAUGGCACAAUGGAAAUCAUGGGACAAAUCUCUUGAGCAACAGGAGAAUGUGGACGUUAUGGAACCAAGUGUAACCGCCCAUCAGUUUCGGUGGAAAGCACCGGCAGAUGAUAUGUUCAAAGCAAAUUGGGAUGUGUCGGUGAAAUCUGUCUCAAGGAGAUUUGGAGUGAGUAUCAUCGUUCGGGACUCUAGGGGGAGGUAUGUGCAGCCUCUUGCUUGCUGA
This is a messenger RNA of Corylus avellana, 1026 nucleotides long. NCBI's taxonomy places the organism in Eukaryota, Viridiplantae, Streptophyta, Magnoliopsida, Fagales, Betulaceae. The record is from RefSeq and is a predicted model, not a curated record.